Scatophagus argus is the source of this 2136-nucleotide messenger RNA. RefSeq names its product charged multivesicular body protein 3 (gene chmp3). The transcript is spliced from 6 exons. Lineage: Eukaryota; Metazoa; Chordata; Actinopteri; Scatophagidae. The record is from RefSeq and is a predicted model, not a curated record. Gene Ontology annotation, biological process: protein transport; late endosome to vacuole transport; endosome transport via multivesicular body sorting pathway. Gene Ontology annotation, cellular component: ESCRT III complex; multivesicular body. The coding region runs from base 288 to 950 and encodes 220 amino acids.
AUGCUUGACUGAUGUUUUCAUUAGUUAUGUAUGAUCGCUGACAUCUAUGAAAUCCUUUUAAAAGGCUUACUAUAAACACAUCGUUCUUUCUGCUGUGUCACUGGUUCGAUUUCGAUUUGAACACUCCUUGUUUCCUUGAUGAGGACCUGAUGGACUGAAGGUCCCUUCAUGUUCGAACUGAGCCAGACGGGCCUGAGCAAGAACAGGAAGUGCUAGUUGAACAAGCUGAGCUAGCCAGCUAGUUUUAGUCAGGUAGGUUAGCUUGCCAUUUAACUCGAUAGUCAACAAUGGGGUUGUUCGGUAGAACACCAGAUAAACCACCCAAAGAGCUGAUCGCUGACUGGUCUCAAAAAAUAAGGAAAGAAAUGAGAGUGAUUGACAGACAAAUUCGAGAUAUUCAAAGGGAGCAAGAAAAAGUUAAAAGAUCCAUCAAAGAUGCUGCCAAAAAGGGCCAGAGGGACGUGUGUGUGGUUCUCGCAAAGGAGAUGAUUCAGUCAAAACGAGCCGUCACAAAACUCUACGCUUCCAAAGCCCAAAUGAACUCUGUGUUACUCAGCAUGAAGAAUCAACUUGCUGUACUUCGUGUAGCUGGGGCCAUGCAGAAGAGCACAGAGGUGAUGAAAGCUAUGCAGAACCUGGUCAAAAUCCCAGAGAUCCAGGCCACCAUGAGGGAAUUAUCAAAAGAGAUGAUGAAGGCUGGCAUCAUUGAGGACAUGCUGGAAGACACAUUUGAGAGCAUGGAAGAUGGAGAGGACAUGGAGGAAGCAGCAGAGGAGGAGGUUGACAAGAUCCUCUUUGAAAUCACAGCAGGUGCCCUUGGCAAAGCACCCAGCAAAGUCACAGAUGCCCUGCCUGAAAUGGAGUCUGCAGGAGCCACUGCAGCUUCGGAGGAUGAGUCGGAGGAGGACAUUGAAGAAAUGCAGUCAAGAUUGGCAGCUCUGAGGAGCUAAGGUGAACUGCCACUGUUCUGUCAAAGUCAACUUGCUCACUCCAAUAAGGACAAUUCUGGUGCAGGUUUUACAGUACUGAGUAUCCUCUCCGCUUCAUAUUGUAAUUCUUAUUUCACAUAAUCUUUUGGGGUUAACUUUGUGCUUUGACAUUUAAUGUACUUAAAAAAAGAUUGCUUUUUUUAUAGAAUGGUUGGUCUACUCAGCCAGAAGAAAGUGUGUUUUUGCUUUUUGUCUUUAUUAUCUGGGUUAACCCUAGGUAAGUCUUGAUUAUCCAAAGUCAAACAGAAGGUUUAAGAAAGUGUAUAUAAUGUAAGUAUGGAAAGCCUGCUGUGCCUACAGUGCUUCGUCAUAUUCUUCUGUCCUAAGUUAUGGACUGGUGGUAGAGAUACUUGGGUAUUUAUGAUCCAAACAAGUGAUUAAUUAAAUGUUUAUGGAAACCACCCUGCACCUAAAUCACUUUCCAAAUCACUACUCGGCUGUUAUCGUGAUCUGUUAGGAUAGAUUUUGUAAGCGACAGCUGUUUUGUUUACUGCUAACCAGCCCACAUUAUUUGAAACACUAGACACUGGCAGUUAAUUUUCUGUGUAGUUAACAUGUAUCUAUGCUAUAUGUGGUCAUACAUGUGAAUUACACUCAUUAGAAAAAUGCACGGAUGAACUUUCAGCUUGUUAAAUGUUUUGACUCUUUAUCACGUGGAGUUCAGCAGGAAGAAAUGGAAGGGUUGCUUAGUGCAGAACGUACAUAUUGUGGAAGUUCUGUGUGUAUAAUUUUUCUAUGUGGAUGGCGGGAAAAUAAGGAAAUAAACUUUUAAGAGUAAAGUUUGCCAAUAAGAAGAGUGGAUUACACCCAUUUAUGCUCUCAGCACUGAUCACAUUAACUUCUGUUGACACAAAUUAGACACCUUAAUAACCUUACAGAAAUCGGUGAUGGAUUGCAACAGGCCACUCAACAGGCCAGAAACUGAACUCCACAUAGAAUCUAGUCCUGGUGAAACAAACACCUGUCUGCCAGAUAGAGCAGCUUGCUCAGCAGUUCUGAAACCAAACCGUGCUGCUUUUCAUUGUUCUGCAGUUUAGGUUUACCAGUCUACCAAUAAUCAGGCGCUAAGCUAUGAACUUUCUCAUAUGAUUAAUUUCUGUCGUUUUUAUAUGUAACCUGUGAGAUGAAUUACAUUACAUUAUGCUGA